CUUCCGGUUUGUACAGCGAAAUGAGCUGGACGUCUUUCUACUGUCCGUGUUUUUGUUGUGGGAACAGAGCGAAUCGUUCCGGUCAUGUUCAACUCAAAGACAUACCCACCGUGAAACUCGACACGACAAAUAUGGGAAAUGAUGUUGUUAUUGUGAAAAGUGGAAAACGGAUAUGUGGAACAGGAUCUGCCCUAUCAAAUGCCCCGAUCGCACAAGACAAGGCUUACUUUGAAAUAAAGCUUCAGAGUACAGGUGUGUGGGGUGUCGGUCUAGCCACCAAACUGUGUGAUAUGAGUACAGUCCCUUUGGGUAACAACAAAGACUCCUGGGUGAUAAGACAUGAUGGCGUGCUUUAUCACAAUAAUGAGGAAAAAGGCAAGCUGCCGGAGGUACCACAGGAAGGAGAUAUACUGGGUUUGACCUACGAUCAUGUGGAACUGAAUUUCUUCCUGAACGGUAAACCCCUAAACAACCCCCUGAUGGGGAUCAAAGGAACAGUGUUCCCGGUAUUCUAUGUGGAUGAAGGUGCUGUAAUGGAUGUCCAGUUUGACAAAUUUUACCACCAACCACCAGACGGCUUUGAUAGCAUCAUGAUAGAGCAGUCGCUAUUAUAGUAGUUUACUGAACUGUAAUUACAUCACAGAUCCGUGGUACUGUAUAUAUUCCUUCCGCGGACACCAGAGGCCAUGGCAGCCUUAAAGCGCUAUCCUCUGUACGGCUAUGAUUUCGCAUGUCCGACAUAGGGCAGUCUGCGGGAUGAACAAACUAUACAGAUAGGUCUUACCAGAGACAACGGAUAAUUCGACACAGCUUUUCCUAUUAGUGUUUUCUGGAUCAAAAACAGACUGAUCCUAGGGAGACGGAGGGAGAUAUAAAAUUGGUUUUGUUAAAUAAUUACCUGUCUAUGGAUUCCAGAGUCUAUGGAUUCAUAAACAGGAGGUAAUUCAAAUUGGAAGGGAGGCAAGGAUAGGUUCUCUAUCCACUUUGAUCUCACUUUGUCCUUUUAGCAUAUUUGUGCUUAAUAUAUCUAAAUAAUGCACAAUGCUGAGUUAGUGGUUUCAUGAUUAAAACAGCUAUUUUCCUGUUGUGUUGAAAUCACAAAAGAAAUUGUGACCCAGCUGACAGCAGAAAUUACAAAAUGCUCUACAUAUGAACAGUAUUAUGUACAUGUUUAUAUAUAAGUGAUGUUGUAACAAGUUCUUUAUGACGGCCAGAGGGAACCCAACCUGUUUAUAGACCAGAACGGUUCAUUUAAACAUUUAACUGCCUUCUGUUGAGAGUCAUCAGAGAGGUUUAGCAACCUUAUGGGUAUAUAUGGGUACGGGUAAGCUACUAAUAUUGGUAAGGAAUGUAUACUUGGUAAUAUUUUGCAGGGGAAUUAACUUUGUCAUUUUGCUGUCACCAAAGAUAAGGCAAAAUUAGAUACCCAGAGAUUAUUAAUACCAUGAUUCAUUGAAUUAUUAUCUGUUUGCACAUAUAUUUACUGAUACAAAAUAUAAAAACAAUUGUUUACUGUUAACUGCCGAAUAAUGAAGAUAAAACUUCAACAUCACAUGUCAUUUUUACAAAACACCCAAAUACUUAAGUCCACAGCCUCAUGAACAUGAUAUAUUUAACUAGCCAUGUUGUGUUAAAUUUAAUCCCAGUGAACUAGUUCUGAUCGAGACAGCCGGGAAAUAUUGGCCUAGCAACUAUAUAGUUCCUAUAAUAAAAUAUAAUGCCUGGCUGUUGGUCAUAGAUGACAGUAAUGUACCACAAAAUUAAAUAACUAUACCCGGGUACAUGUAUUGAUGUAUCUGGCCGUUUUGUAGAUGGCAGUAUUUUACUUGCCUCUUCCUGUAUAUAAACAGUCUGUAAAACGUUAUUUGUAUUUUUAAAAAUUGUUAGUAUAGGUACAUAUAUACCCUAUAAAGGUUUAUCUAUA
Molecule: messenger RNA, 1924 nt
Organism: Mizuhopecten yessoensis (Yesso scallop)
Lineage: Eukaryota; Metazoa; Mollusca; Bivalvia; Pectinida; Pectinidae
Product: SPRY domain-containing protein 7-like
Exons: 5
Coding region: 21-614 (197 amino acids)
Molecular function (GO): protein binding
Source: RefSeq, a predicted model, not a curated record